AUGGUUGACAAUCGCUUCGCCACAGCGCUGGUCAUCGCGUGUGUGCUCAGCCUCCUGGCCACCGUCUAUCUGUGUGUGGCCAUCGGGACUCAGCACUGGUACCAGUACAGCAGCCCCGCAGUGCGCGGAGAAGCCAACGCGUCUGAUCUGCGCUCCCUGUACGAGGAGUUCAUGGAUGGAGAGUUUGAUGAGAAGACGUACAGCGACACCCUGUUCCGCCUCAACGGGACGCUGGGCCUCUGGUGGCGCUGCGUGUUAGUGCCAGCCAACGCGCACUGGUACAAAGAGCCAGAUCCUAAGUUUGUUCUGGAGUGCCGAAGCUUCACUCUAUCUCAUCAGUUCAUACCAAAGUACAAGGAGCCCGGCAAUCACAACAGUGGAGAAGACUUGAUGCGUACCUACCUGUGGAGGUGCCAGUUCCUGCUGCCCCUGGUGUCUCUGGGCCUCGUGGCGUUUUCUGCGCUCAUUGGCUUCUGUGCCUGUAUGUGUCGAAGCCUCACGCCAACCCUGGCUAUAGGAGUAUUUCACUUAAUCACGGGUCUGUGUACGCUGGCCACAGUGUGCUGCUAUCUGGCCGGGAUGGACCUGCUUCACAGAGUGUCAGUGCUUCCGGACAAAGUGGACGGCUCGUUGGGCUGGUCUCUGUAUUUGGCCCUGAUGUCCUCCCCUCUGCACAUGAUGUCUGCUGCUCUGCUGGUGUGGGCUGCACGGAGCCACAGUCAGAACUACUAUCGUAUGAGCGCCUACCGGGUCGCAUAG
This is a messenger RNA of Knipowitschia caucasica, 759 nucleotides long. NCBI's taxonomy places the organism in Eukaryota, Metazoa, Chordata, Actinopteri, Gobiiformes, Gobiidae. The record is from the annotation of a GenBank genome assembly.